UAAAAAGCAGCAGUCGCUGGCUCUCUCACCGAGACAUCAUUUCCCCACGAGUGCCCGUCCACGCGUGUGACUUAGGUUCACUCUUCUCCACAUCGAAGGAUUCUUUUUAUUUCUCUCCAGCUCAGCGUCAACGUGGGAAGUUGGUUCUUUUUUCGUGGUCUUCACACCACGCGUCAUAAACACAUCUAGCGUUGAGUGAGUGAGUGAGUGAGUGAGUGAGUGAGUGAGUUUUGCGCAGCUCAAAAAGCCAUAUACGUCUCUUGGAUGUGUCGUCAAGGUAGCUCGGUUUCUUUGACUGAGUUCUGAAGUUUGUUGAGGACUAAUUCCUACACACAGAUCUUCACUGGACUAUUGCCUAUAUCUUGAUCGUCAAAGAACUGUUUCUCAAAUCUUCACAAGAAUAUUGCCCAAAUCUUCACUGGACUUUUUCCUUUAUUAUCCCGAUAUUCACCGGACUGUAGCCUUAAUCUUCACAGGACUAAAGACUUAAUCUUCGUAGGACUAUUGACACUAUUUCGAUCUUCACAGGACUUUUGUUUUUAUUUAAAGCAUCACUAAACUAUUGCCCAAAUCGUGAUCUUCGUAUAACUACCAGAUUCAUUAGUGCAUUGGUAAAAUCCUCAAACAAAACAAAUCAAAGAAGCCGUCGAGCCAAAAACCCAAACAUCAAACACAAUGGGCAAAAGUCUCUCACGCGCCUCCAAAGAAGACAUGAGCUUUCUGACACAGAACACCAAGUUCUGCAAAGACCAGAUCGAGCGGUGGUACAAGGGCUUCAUGAAGGAUUGCCCGGACGGAAAACUGACCAAAGACAAAUUCUUGAAAGUGUACUCCAAGUUUUUCCCGCACAGGAACUCCAGCGAGCUCUGUGAGUUCAUCUUCAGAUCUUUCGAUAUGGAUAAAAACGGCACGAUCGAGUUUAAGGAAUUUUUGGUGGCCAUCAGCAUGACCUCUAAGGACAGUGAUCCCGAGCAGAAGCUCAACUGGGCCUUCUCCCUCUACGACAUUGAUGGUAACGGGAUGAUCGACCAGGAUGAGAUGGAGAAGAUCAUAACGGCCAUCCACCAUUUCCUGGGCAGUCUGGCGGACCAGGUGAAGGAGACUCCCAAGGAGCGGACACAGGGUAUCUUCUCCCGGAUAGAUACCAACAAAGACGGCGUCAUCUCAAAGGAGGAGUUUGUGGAGGGCUGCAUGCACGACCCGGUGCUCCAACAGCUGCUCACGGUGGACGCCACGUCAGUGGUAGAUAAAUGAGAGGGGGGACACCACGUCAUUGGUAGAUAAGUGAGGGUGGAGGGGACGCCACGUCAGUGGUAGAUAAAUGAGAGAGUGGGGGGACACCACGUCAUUGGUAGAUAAGUGAGGGGGAGGGGACGUCACGCCAGUGGUCGAUAAAUGAGAGGGGGCGCCACGUCAGUGGUAGAUGAGUGAGGGGGGGGCGUCACGUCAGUGCUAGAUAAAUGAGUGGGGGAGACACCACGUCACUGGUAGAUAAGUGAGAGGAAACACCACGUCGGUGAUACAUAAGUGAGGGAGGGGUGCGCCACCUUAGUUGUAGAUAAAUUAGAGGGAGGGGGGACACCACGUCAGUGAUAGAGAAGUGAGGGGGAACACCACGUCAGUGAUAGAGAAGUGAACGGGGACGCCAUUUUAGUAAUAUAUAAUUGAGGGAGGGACGCCAUGUUAGUGAG
Molecule: messenger RNA, 1691 nt
Organism: Aplysia californica (California sea hare)
Lineage: Eukaryota; Metazoa; Mollusca; Gastropoda; Aplysiida; Aplysiidae
Product: neuronal calcium sensor 2-like
Exons: 1
Coding region: 676-1254 (192 amino acids)
Molecular function (GO): calcium ion binding
Source: RefSeq, a predicted model, not a curated record